Girardinichthys multiradiatus is the source of this 1027-nucleotide messenger RNA. RefSeq names its product claudin-1-like. Gene Ontology annotation, cellular component: plasma membrane; bicellular tight junction. The record is from RefSeq and is a predicted model, not a curated record. Lineage: Eukaryota; Metazoa; Chordata; Actinopteri; Cyprinodontiformes; Goodeidae. The coding region runs from base 168 to 782 and encodes 204 amino acids. The transcript has 4 exons. Gene Ontology annotation, biological process: cell adhesion; bicellular tight junction assembly. Gene Ontology annotation, molecular function: structural molecule activity.
UUAAAUAGAGGCGUCCAGUUGAGCGCAGCAAUUAGAGCGUCUUUGAGGACACGGACACCGCGGUCAAAAAGUGACCACCGACUUUAACAUAGUAGAUAAUACUCCAGCCGAUCUUUCAAGACAUUUGAUUUUGUUGGACUCACCCGCUGCGCUUUUACCUGGAUAGAAUGGCCAACUCUGGACUGCAGAUCUGCGGUUUUCUCCUCUCUUUAGUCGGAGUCUCUGCCACUAUUGCCGCCACUUUCAUGGUCGAGUGGGGAAAGGACUCUCAAGCCAAGCACAGUGUCUAUGAGGGUUUGUGGAUGAGCUGCAGCGGCACCUCCGAGAGAAGCACUUGCGAAAAUUAUAAAUAUCUGUUAAAACUGCCAAUUGAGGUCCAGGCAACUAGAGCAGUGAUGCUGGUCAGCCUCUUCUUCUCUGCCAUGGCGCUGAUUGCCUCCACAGUAGGAAUGAAGUGCACCCGCUUCAUGGAGGCCAUGCCCCAAAGCAAAGGGAAUGCAACCGCCGUUGGAGGGAUGCUCUUCAUCAUCUCGGGUGUUUUAACCCUCAUCAUCACCUCCUGGUACGUCAGUAGGAUCGUUGAGAUCCACAAUACAGCACAUCGUCUACAAAGCAGGGAAUUUGGUCAUGCAGUGUUCAUCAGCUGGGCGGGUGGAUUCUUCACUGCUCUCGGUGGAGUGAUCCUGAGCCUUCGGAGAUGUUGGGGGUCCAAAGGGUCAGCACAGUCCAUAAGCACCAAUCAGCUUCUCUCUACUACAAACCUCAAGUCCAAUUAUGUCUAGCAGGAGCUCGGACCUCCACAUCCCUCCGUGGGAUGACUAUGCACAGUGGCAUUCUCUCCCAUUUUCAAAUGUAUAAAUGUGAAAAAUGCAAUAUUAAGUGGUUUUAUAUAAGUUGAUUUCUACAUGGUAAGCUUUUCUAAAAUCAUAUGGAUUUCUGCUGCUGUAACCUUGCUGUUUUCUAAAGUUUGCUACCCCUACUAUGUUCAGACUCAUACUGGUGUCAUUAAACUGUAAAUGUGUGUUAA